This is a messenger RNA of Drosophila elegans, 1994 nucleotides long. RefSeq lists its product as uncharacterized. The record is from RefSeq and is a predicted model, not a curated record. The transcript has 5 exons. Lineage: Eukaryota; Metazoa; Arthropoda; Insecta; Diptera; Drosophilidae. Gene Ontology annotation, molecular function: protein binding; nucleic acid binding. Bases 84 to 1904 code for a protein of 606 amino acids.
CGGUCACAUUAAAACUCAGCUUGGCGCUUGAAACAAACGUCGACUUUUGUGUUCUGUGAAAAAUCAGUGAAGAAUCAAUUAAUAUGGCAUAUUUCGUGAGAAAUCGGAUGGAACGAAACUACUACUUCAAAGACAGGAUGGCAUACACCGAAGACCACAUCCGAGUUAGGAAACUGAUUUUGUGGGAUGUUCCAUGCAAGUUGAACAAGAUUAUGUUGAAUGCACAUUUUAGUGACUUUGGACGUGUGGGGCGAGUCCAUUUAUCAAGGAAAACCAAACAAUACACGUAUCGCACGGUCAAUGUGGUAUAUGACAAAGCCGGAUGUGCAGCCAGAGCCCUCCGCGAGAGUAAUCAUGAAAUAGAUGGGAUCGAGCUAUGGCCAUGGGCCGGCGACAGUUGGAAGCAGCCGGAUGCCUACGGGACCAAUCGGGAACUGCGCCUUCACCGGGGGCCAUCGCCCAUCUUGGACCUCAAUGACGACUGUUUGCAGCACAUUAUGGCACAUCUUGGACUGCAAGAUCAGGUGCGAUUCGCCAGGACCUGUCUGCGCUUCAGGGCGGUCUACCGCGAUGCAUCAGCCAGGCUGCACACUUCUGUGGAGUUGGGCCAGUUCAGGGACAUGACCGCAUGGGACAUUAGUGACUUUUUCAAACUGUCUGGGGCUCAUGUGCAGGUCCUUUAUGACAAACCAGAUUACGAAACAAGGCGAUACGUUCAUGCGGGUUGUUUGGCCGACUCCAUAGCGGACCAAUGCAUGAAUCUUCGGUCCCUACGCCUGUUUAACAAUCCCCAAUUGGAAUUCCAUUUGAAACUGACGCUUGCCAGGAUGCACCAGCUAGAGGAGCUGCAGCUUGAAAGUACAAAUGCAUUUGCUCCAUCGGUACCGCAAAAUCUAAAGCACCUUAAGAUACUGAAUUUAAGCUGCAAUUCAUUAACAGGCAACUCCUUGAGGAGAAAGCUACCCGUUUCCAUCGAGGUAUUGGGACUUAAUGAAUGCCGGAACUUUGAUGCCAAAUGGCUGCCCGGAAUAUGCAAGCGUUUAACCAAUCUAAAGGAGCUUAAUAUACAAAAUGUUAUUACAUCGAAUAAGGAAAUCUUUAAAGCGAUGGUAACGAAAAACUUGUGUCCUUCGCUGGAGACGCUCCGGAUGACGGCCUGCCGAAACAGCGGAUAUGAGUUUGUGGCUCAACUGCCUAAGCUGAAGCACCUCACCAUCUACACUCACCGCAACGAUCUGGACUUUCGUGCCAUUAUAAGUAAGGAGCUAAUUGAUCAGUUAGUGAUGCAUAAGGCAGACCAACUGGAGCAAUUUGAGGUUUUUGGCAGCUACCACUUAUCUCGGGAACAACUUAAACAAAUUGCCAAGCUUACUGCCCUUCGCGUACUCAUCCUUCGCGACAUAGAUCUGAGCAGCGAUGAGCUAGAGGAGUUUGCAAAUCUCAAGCAGUUGGAAAAGCUCUGCUUCGGUCUCCCAAGCGCCACAAACUCCAUAAUUCUGCAGGUGCUGAGUGCCUGUCCGAAGUUGAACUACCUGCGCCUACAGGCAAACGCUAAAACAGACGCUGAGCUGGUGCUUAGCAUCGUGAACCAAGUGCGACAGGAGAUAGCCAAUAAGGAUAUGCAGAGAGAGCUUCCCAUCGAACUGUGGUCAUCUAUGAAUGACGAGCAAAUUAAGGAGCUGAUUCUGACAAGUUCUGAAGUUGUGCCUGAGGACAUUAUUCGAAUAAAAUCCAGCGAGGGAGAGUGUGGCCGCCUUAGCAUGGACUAUAAGUGGACUUUAACAGGAUUGAAAAAUGAAUUCCAUAUGGAGAUGGCCAUUGACCGCGACUCGCCAAGCGAAGAUGAUUCUGAUUCCGAUUUGGGCAUAGACUCUUCCAGCGAAGAUGAUAACGAGGAGCGGUGAUUAUUAGAUAACGUGCUGAUUGGUUCAGACGGUCCUGGUGUAAUUUUACUACUUUUACGAAAAUAAACGCAAAGUGUUGUUAAAAUUAAA